UGAACAUUUGAGAUGCUUCCGUUAAUUGGAAAGACCAUCAUCUUUGAUAACUUUCCUGAUCCUUCCGAUACAUGGGAAAUCAUUGAAACCAUCGGCAAAGGAACGUACGGGAAGGUUUUCAAAGUCCUGAAUAAGAAGAAUGGCCAGAAAGCGGCAGUUAAAAUUCUGGAUCCGAUCCACGAUAUUGAUGAGGAGAUUGAAGCAGAGUAUAACAUCCUAAGGACCCUUUCCGACCACCCCAAUGUGGUCAGAUUCUAUGGGGUUUACUUUAAGAAGGACAAAACAAAUGGAGACAAGCUAUGGCUGGUUCUUGAGCUGUGCAGCGGAGGCUCAGUGACCGAUCUGGCGAAAGGAUUUUUGAAGAGGGGAGAAAGAAUGAGCGAGCCUAUAAUUGCAUAUAUUUUACAUGAAGCACUAAUGGGACUUCAGCAUCUGCAUAGCAACAAGACUAUCCACCGCGAUGUCAAAGGAAAUAACAUUCUGUUGACCACUGAAGGUGGAGUAAAACUAGUAGAUUUUGGUGUGUCUGCGCAGCUCAGCAGCACCCGGCACCGCCUGAACACCUCCGUAGGAACACCAUUUUGGAUGGCUCCUGAGGUGAUUGCAUGCGAACAGCAAUUAGAUACCACUUAUGAUGCUAGAUGUGACACGUGGUCCCUGGGUAUCACAGCUAUUGAGCUUGGUGAUGGAGAUCCUCCACUUGCUGAGCUGCAUCCCAUGAGAGCCCUCUUCAAAAUACCAAGGAAUCCACCUUCUAAACUAAGGCAGCCUGAGCUAUGGUCAGCAGAGUUCAACGACUUCAUUAGCAAAUGCUUGACCAAAGAUUAUGAAAAGCGUCCAACAGUGUCUGAUCUUUUGAAGCAUAAAUUUAUUACUCAGAUCGAGGGCAAAGAUGUGAUGCUACAAAAACAACUAAUGGAAUUCAUUAAUAUUCAUCAAUGCCUGGGAAACACAGAGAAGGCCAGGCAUGAACGAAUUCAUACCAAGAAAGGCAACUUAAAUAGAACUCUCAUUGCCAGCCUGAAGGACGUAGAUGACUUAGCAACUCUAGAUGUUUUGGAUGAGAACACAGUGUCUGAACACCUUGAGAAGUGUUAUUCCAGGGACCAGAUCUAUAUCUAUGUGGGAGACAUACUCAUUGCACUUAACCCAUUCCAGAAUCUGGGCCUUUAUUCCACAAAGCUUUCUAAAUUGUAUAUUGGAGCUAAGAGAACUGCCAACCCACCUCACAUUUUUGCGAUGGCUGAUUUGGGAUACCAGUCUAUGGUCACGUAUAACUCAGACCAGUGCAUUGUUAUUUCUGGAGAAAGUGGUGCUGGGAAGACACAGAGUGCUCAUCUUCUGGUUCAACACCUCACCAUUCUUGGAAAGGCUAAUAACAGAAGCUUGCAAGAGAAGAUUUUACAAGUGAACAAUUUGGUUGAAGCCUUUGGCAAUGCUUGCACUAUCAUAAAUGACAAUUCCAGCAGAUUUGGAAAAUACUUAGAAAUGAAAUUUACCUCUUCUGGAGCUGUAGUGGGGGCACAGAUUUCUGAAUACCUUCUGGAAAAAUCCCGUGUCAUUCACCAAGCCAUUGGAGAAAAAAAUUUUCACAUUUUUUACUACAUUUACGCUGGGUUAGCAGAAAAGAAGAAACUAGCCCUUUACAAAUUGCCUGAAAAUAAGCCGCCCAGGUACUUACAAAAUGACAACCUCAGGACAGUACAAGACAUGAUGAAUAACUGUUUCUAUAAAUCCCAGUAUGAAUUAAUUGAACAAUGUUUCAAAGUCAUAGGUUUUACAAUGGAGCAACUUGGAAGUGUGUAUAGUGUGCUCGCCGCAGUCUUGAAUGUUGGAAACAUUGAGUUUUCCUCUGUGGCAACUGAAUACCAGAUGGACAAGAGCUACAUCUGCAACCACACAGCGCUGGAAAACUCCGCGUCUUUGCUUUGCAUUCAAGCAGAUGAGCUUCAGGAAGCUCUUACGUCGCACUGCGUGGUCACGAGAGGAGAAACCAUUAUACGGCCCAACACAGUAGAAAAGGCUACUGAUGUCCGAGAUGCCAUGGCUAAAACUUUAUACGGACGUCUCUUUAGCUGGAUAGUGAACUGUACUAACAGUCUGCUGAAGCAUGACAUAUCGCCGAGUGGGAAUGAGGAGCUAAGCAUCGGCAUUCUUGAUAUAUUCGGCUUUGAAAAUUUCAAAAAAAAUUCCUUUGAGCAGCUGUGCAUCAACAUUGCAAAUGAGCAGAUCCAGUACUAUUUCAACCAGCACGUGUUUGCGUGGGAGCAGAAUGAAUACCUAAAUGAGGAUGUGGAUGCUAGGGUUAUUGAAUAUGAGGACAACCGGCCCCUCUUAGACAUGUUUCUGCAGAAGCCAAUGGGCUUACUGUCCCUGCUUGAUGAGGAAAGCAGGUUUCCCAAGGCCACCGACCAGACUCUCAUAGAAAAGUUUGAAGAUAACCUGAAAUCUCCAUACUUCUGGAGACCCAAAAGAGUGGAGCUGAGUUUUGGCAUUCAUCAUUAUGCAGGAAAAGUCCUCUAUAGUGCUAGUGGCUUCUUGGCUAAAAACAGAGACACUCUUCCAACUGAUAUUGUGCUGCUUUUGAGGUCGUCAGAAAACAGUGUAAUUCGGCAACUUGUCAACCACCCUCUGACCAAAACAGGUAAUCUGCCACUUUCUAAAACUAAAAAUAUUAUAAACUAUCAGAUGAGGAAUUCACAAAAAUCCGCAAACCUGACCAAGGGUGAAGCUAGAGAUGCCACACGCCACGCCUGUGAAACCACCAACAUGAAAACACAAACGGUCGCAUCAUAUUUUAGAUAUUCCUUGAUGGAUUUGUUAUCUAAAAUGGUGGUGGGCCAACCUCAUUUUGUCCGUUGUAUCAAGCCAAAUAAUGAGCGACAGGCAAGAAAAUACGACAAAGAGAAAGUUCUGCUGCAGCUGCGCUGCACAGGGAUUUUGGAAACAGCAAGAAUUCGAAGGCUUGGUUACUCACACCGGAUACUGUUUGCUAACUUUAUAAAGAGGUAUUAUGUUCUCUGCUACAAGUCGAGUGAAGAGCCCGCAGUGAGCCCAGACACCUGCGCUACCAUUUUGGAAAAGGCUGGUCUUGAUAAUUGGGCUCUUGGAAAAACAAAAGUGUUCCUUAAAUAUUACCACGUGGAACAGUUGAACCUUAUGCGAAAGGAAGCCAUUGACAAGCUCGUUUUGAUCCAAGCCUGUGUCCGAGCAUUCUUGGGUUCAAGAAGAUACCAAAAGCUACAGCAGAAGAGGAAAGACAGUGCUGUGGUAAUACAGUCAGCUGCGAGAAGACAUCUCAUGAGAAAACAAGGAAAAGAGACUGCUAGUGGGGAAAACCCAGCAGCAACUAACAUCCAGACUAAUGACCAGGAAUUCGACUACAAGAAAAACUUUGAAACAAAAAGGGAAUCUUUUGUGAAGAAACAGACAGAAAAUGCAGUGUCCGCUAAUGAAUCCAACAUUUCAACUCCAAACAACAAUGGGGGCCCAGCUUCUAGAAAGACAUCUGCCUUCAGAGCUGGGGGGAAAGCCAACAAUAUCGAGAGUAACAACAGAAGACCUCAGACUCAGAAGAAAAUAAGCAAUGUGUGUGGGGAAGAGCACAAUCAAGAACUCUACAUUGUGGGGGACCCUUGGGUGGAAGUAAGCCCCAGGAAGACGUAUGGGCAAGACCUGGAAGAAAGCAGAAAGAUGAGGAAAGAGGAGAAAGGGGAGAAAGAGGAUGCUGUGAUCCAGAGUUAUUGUCGGUGGUACACAGAGGGGAGAAACUUUGAAAACUCAAAAGCAACACAUCUAGAAGGGAGGGAGACAUGGGAUAAGCCAAGCUGCCCAGGACUGUGGUUAACUGAGGAGAUUUAUCUGAGAAAAACUAUGGAUCCUAGCCUUAGCCAAAAGUCAGUCUAUCAGAAUGCAGACGGCAAAGAAAAAGAAAAGAAGACAUCUGUGGUUACCCAGAAUGCACCGCUGAGCAACCUAGAGAGAGACUAUCACCUGCAAGGGUUCCUCGGAGAAAAAGACACUGGACCAGUGGAUGUGUCCCAGGAGGAAGACAAGGCUGCUACAUUCAUUCAGAGCAAAUACCAGGGUUCCAAGCAAAAGCAACAGUUGGGAAAGGACAGGAUGUCACCUUCCUUUAAGAAUCAAAAGAUCCUUUCGUCACCCACAGAAGUAGCAAGAAACAUUCACAAUAUUUAUUCCUGUCCUCCAGAGCAUGAGGGGACCCACCACGUGAAGGUGCUAAAUGACAGAGACUCAAAAACGGCUUCAAAAAAAGAAGCAAGUGAUUUGGCCAUGUUUUCAAGACAGAUAUCAAAGUUAUCUGAAGAAUAUUUCACUCUGCAGAAAAACUUGAAUGAAAUGAUUUUGUCCCAGCAACUGAAGCCACUUUAUCUGGGUUUCUAUCACUGUAAACCAAUUAACAGACAUGUUUCUACUCAUCAACACCUGCCAGGUGUCUCUAAAGGUGGAGAGCCAAAAAUAUUGAGACCUCCAAGGCGACCCCGGAAACCCAAAACAUUAAAUAACCCUGAAGAUUCCACAUACUACUGUCUACUCCAUAAGUCAAUCCAAGAAGAAAAACGGAGACCAAGAAAAGACAGUCAAGGGAAACUACUAGGUUUGGAAGAUUUCUACUAUAAGGAAUUUUUGCCUACUCCUUCUGGACCACAGGAACACAGCUCUAACACAAGAGGAGGAAGAGCAAAGAAGGAACCCCAGGACAGAUGCAGUGAGAGGAAUGAAAGGUGCUGGACUGCUGCUGCGGAAAGCCCAGAGGAAGAGACAGGGAUCUCAGCCAAUCCCUAUGACUACAGGAGGCUUCUGCGCAAAACCUCCCAGCGGCAGCGCCUGGUGCAUCAGUUGUAG
Acomys russatus (golden spiny mouse) is the source of this 4866-nucleotide messenger RNA. It is a transcript of the gene Myo3a, whose product is annotated as myosin IIIA. Gene Ontology annotation, molecular function: ATP binding; cytoskeletal motor activity; protein kinase activity. NCBI's taxonomy places the organism in Eukaryota, Metazoa, Chordata, Mammalia, Rodentia, Muridae. Gene Ontology annotation, biological process: protein phosphorylation. Gene Ontology annotation, cellular component: myosin complex. The record is from RefSeq and is a predicted model, not a curated record. Bases 13 to 4866 code for a protein of 1617 amino acids. The transcript is spliced from 33 exons.